Molecule: messenger RNA, 4975 nt
Organism: Alosa alosa (allis shad)
Lineage: Eukaryota; Metazoa; Chordata; Actinopteri; Clupeiformes; Clupeidae
Gene: bltp3b
Product: UHRF1 binding protein 1-like
Source: RefSeq, a predicted model, not a curated record
CGUUGACAGUGCUUCGCGUCGCGUCUCCAGGUGAUCAGCUCUAUGCACUCUUGCAUAGAGCGGCUAUGCGGUCUGGCACUGUCUGUCGGCAAACAUACAGUGUUUCACUUAUAGGAAAUGUCAAAUAAACCAGCGUCUGUUGUUUUAAUGGAAAGAGGCGAGUCCUGUUCUAAGGACGACUGACGAAAAUGAACGGAAUAGAUAAUUUGACCCGCAUUUGAGGAUAAAUCAUUUAUGCGGUCAUGGCUGGGCUGAUCAAGAAACAGAUCUUGAAACAUCUCUCCAGGUUUGCCAAGAACCUGUCCCCGGAUAAGAUCAAUCUGAGCACGCUCAAAGGGGAGGGUCAGCUGACCAACCUGGAGCUAGAUGAGGAGGUGCUGCAGAACAUGCUGGACCUGCCCACUUGGCUGGCCAUCAACAAGGUCUUCUGCAACAAGGCCGCCAUACGGAUCCCAUGGACCAAGCUGAAGACUCAUCCCAUAAGCUUGUCGUUGGAUAAGGUGGUGAUGGAGAUGAGCACCUGUGACGAGCCCCGCCCACCAAAUGGUCCGUCUCCCAUAGCAACAGCAUCAGGUCAAAGUGAAUAUGGUUUUGCGGAGAAGGUGGUGGAGGGCAUCUCUCUGUCCAUCAACUCCAUAGUGAUCCGGAUCAGUGCCAAGGCCUUCAACGCCUCCUUCGAGCUCUCCCAGCUACAGGUGUACAGCGUCAACACCAGCUGGGCCCAGAGCGACCUGAGAUUCACCAGGAUACAGGACCCAACCCGCGGGGAGAUGCUGACCUUUAAGGAGGUGAGCUGGCAGAUGAUCCGCAUCGAGGCGGACGCCAUCCAGAGCAGCGAGCACGAGGUCCUGAGCGCGCCCAUCAGGCUCAUCACCAACCAAUCGAAGAUCCGGGUCACGCUCAAGAGACGGGUGAAGGACUGUAACGUGGUGGCCUCGAAGCUGAUUCUGAUCCUGGACGACCUGCUGUGGGUUCUGACGGACUCCCAGCUGAAGGCCAUGGUCCAGUACGCCAAGUCCCUGAGUGAAGCCAUGGAGAAGUCAACCCAGCAGCGCAAGAGCAUGGCCUCAGAGAACUCCGAGGUCGCAUCGCCGCCCCCUACAGCCCAGCAGGUGCGCGCGCAGCAGAGCUCGGCAGCGGCGGACCAGAACGCCACCAUGGCCCGCCUCUUCAGCGCGUACGACGUGUGCGAGACCUCGCACCACCUGCAGAUCACACACCUGGACCUACACAUCUGCGAUGACAUCCACACCAAGGACAGAGUGAUGAAUAAGGGCAUUACGGGCGGAGCCAUGCAGCUCUCCUUCAGCUCCAUCACCCUGGACUACUACCCCUUCCACAGGGCAGGCGAGAGCUGUCUGCACUGGAUGCACUACAGCGAGGCGACGAAGACGCGCGAGGGCUGGGCCCGCAACCUCCUCGAGGAGUUCCGCACCAACGUGGACCUGCUGAAGACCGCCCUCAAGGACCACCAGAGCACCAGCGACCAAUCACAGCGCUCCCCACAGCAUGGGAAAAUCUCCACCAGCUCCAGCACCAGCUUCUCUCCUCCACCCACGCCCCGCACCCAGCUCAUGUCCAGCUCCUUCGUCCUGCGCAUGGCCGACUUCAGCAUCUACCAGGUGUCCACUGCAGACCAGCGGCGCUCCAGCCCCAAGGCCAUGAUCUCCUGCAAUAAGAAGUCCCUGUACCUGCCGCAGGAGAUGCCCGCCAUCCACGCCGAGCUCACUGAGUACUACUUCCCCGAUGGCAAAGACUACCCCAUCCCGUGCCCUAACCUGUACGUCCAGCUGAAUGCGCUGCAGCUGGUGGUGGACCCGCGCAGCCUGGUGUGGCUCAACGUGUUUGCGCUGGACCUGCGUCAGAGCCUGGAGCAGUUCAUGCAGCUCUACAAGCUCAACGACUCGCAGAAGCCCGACGAGCACGUGGACAUCAGGGUGGACGGACUCAUGCUCAAGCUGGUGAUCCCAGCUGAGCUGGACCCCGACACCCCUCCGGAGCUCCCGCGGCAGCUGGCGGUGCAGACGUCCGAGAUGGUGGCCACCAACACGCGCCACUCGCCCCCCUGCACCCGCUCCAGCCUGGAGGCCCUGCUGCAGGCCUUCCAGGAGGAGUCCUUCUUCACCUCCUCUUCCUCCUCUUCUUCCUCCUCUUCCUCCUCCUCCUCCAAUCCCCUCUUCCCGCGUUCGUCCGACGCCUUCCGCGUCCUGCACUCGAUCUUCCAGCGGCACAGCGUGCGCGACCUGCGCCUCCCACGGGUCUACCGCCCGGGGGGUGGCGCUCGCUGUCGGGCCCGGCAGCUCAAGGCGCCCGGCCGGGCCACCGGGCGUGGGCCGUCCAGCUUCUCGCAGUUCUGGGCCGACUUCGAGGGCGCGCGGUCGGCGCGCGCCGGGUCCGGCUCGGGCUCGGGCCGCAGCCGGCCCACGCCCUUCGUGGACUCUUUCCCGCUGGCCAUGUGGGUGUGCCAGCCGGCGCGCCACGCCCAGCACACGCAGAGGCUCAAGGGCGCCGCCGCGGCGAUGGUCUCCGACCCCGCCGACCCGGCGCGCCUGCAGCGGAAGCGGAUGCUCAAGGAGUACUACAGCAUGGAGGCCGCUGCUUCGGCGUCGCCGGGCAACGCAGCAUCAGCACCCUCAUCCUCCUCCUCGCCUGGCAACGGCCUGCGUAAGCCAUGUUCGCUGGACAGUCUCGGAGCAGACUCGUCCUCAUCCUCCUCCUCCUCCUCCUCUUCCUCCUCCUCGCCUGCGCAGCCAGACGUGCAGGUGCUGGUGCAGGUGCAGAAGGCCGUGAGCGCGCAGCUCAACCACCCGCAGUACGUCUUCCUCAUGCGCCUCCAGCGCACCAUGAAGCAGCUGCAGCAGACCCUGCAGCAGGACAUGGAGCGCAUCCGCAGCAGCGCCAACGCCAGCGCCGGCGCCGGCGCCACCCACAGGCAGAGCACGCAACAGCAGGAGCAGGGUGACCCGUCCCCAUUCAGCGUGUGUGUGGGCGUUCUGAUGAAGAGUGCCGAAGUGUCUCUGCUCCUGAAGCCCGUGCCUGACCCCAACCCCCAGCUUACAGGGAAGGCCUCGCUGGAGGAGCGGCGGACGAGCCUCGGAGCCACCGCGAGGCGCUCCAGCGCAGAGGACCAGAGAGAGGCGGCCAUGGAGCCCGUGCUGGAGGGUCAGGGGCCCGCGGCUGAGGGCAAGGCCCAGCAGGUGACCCGCUCUCCAAGGACUGGAACGAGAACAAGGACAAAGGCCGUGCCCCAGUCCAUGUCCAGGAAAGGCAGUUUGUCAGUGGUGUCUGACCUUCUGAGCUCCCCCCACACCAGAUCUGCUUCCUUAUAUUCCAUAUCUAACAUUGGCAGGCUGAUGAGGGAUCGAUCCCAAUCCAGUUUCGCCGUGUCGUACAAGAACAUGAAGAAGAGUCCAUCUCUCCAGUCGCUGGACAACAUCUCCAUAGACAGCUACAUGAUGGAGGAUGGCGACGCCUACAGCCUGUUGGAGAGAGAUGAUGUGUCCAUGUCGGGCUUCAAAGACGCUUUGAGCGAGCACAGCACAGCGGAGAGUGCCAGCGAGGCGAUGGUGCCUGCUGCAGAUGGCGGCGUCUCGCCUGAUGCCGUCAGUGCCACCUCGCAGAGCAUCGAUGAGCCCACCAAAGACUUGGUGUCGGUUCUGGUUCUGAAGGUGAACUCGGUGUGCGGUUCUCUGGACGUGCGGGGGGAGAACACGGCGGUGGCUCUGGAGGUCGGGCAGGUGCGGCCCAAUCAGCUGGGCAACGUCAGCCUGAGGCAGUAUCUCAGUAACCGCAGCCUCGGGUUUGUUUCUUCGUCAGCAGUACCUGUGACUGCUGAAGCAAGAAGAGGUUCCGGUUCCGAGGCCAACUCCGGGCAGGGUCGGUCACGGCCGGAGGUGCAGGUGCGUCUGGAGUCCGGUCCGAGCGCCGCCGCCCACUCGCCGCUGUCCGAGCACAACGGCUUCCUGCAGUGCCGUCUGCACGCGCUCAGUGCCGACCUGCUCAUGUCCACGCUACAGAACCUGGGUCACUUCACGGAGGACAGCUCCGAGUCACAGGUGUUGCCCAUGGAGAUCAGCGUCAAGGACAUCCACGUCAACCUGAAGGAUGACGGUCCUCGUGAGAACCCGUCAGACCCUGAGCCGACGCCCAUCGCUCUGCACAUUGACAACCUGCUCAUCCAUCGUAAAGAUGACGGCUCCUUCAGCAUCGGACUGAAUCGUACUGCAGAGACAGCUCCUCCGAAAACAGCCCCUUUGAUUGACAGCAAGCUAAGCUCUGUCCCUGAGCUUCCCGUGGGUGUGCCCAGUGAACAGAAAGCCACUCAGACCAAUCCCAUGUCUCCUACUAGCUACGCCCCUUCCAGUACAGAAAAGAUGCUAAUUGACGAAAACGAGUGCUUGAAACUGGAGCUCUCCAGAGCCAAGAUGGCGUUGGCAGAGGCCCAGAUGGAGAAGGACUCCUUGCUGCACCACAUGAAGAACAUGAAACUAGCAUCCGGAGGAGGCACCAGCUAGUGACUUGUGUUGAGGUCGGGGACGGGUUUGGGGUGGAGAUUGCAAAGCUUGUGUGGGUGCCGACCAGCACCGGCAACCCGGGGGACGUGAGUGAGAGAGAGAGAGAGAGAGAGAGAGAGAGAGAGAACCGGUUCCAACCAUCGGGACCGAGGCAGAACUUUCAGGCCCGCCCCCCGUCUGUUGCGGUCAUCGGUCUACACUCUGAGCCAGACUGGUCCGUGUAUCUGCUGGGUGGUUCUGUGUGUUUCACCCUAGAAGAAAAGAAACCAGGGGGGAGAUGGUUGGUGCUGCACUGUCCCAUCUGGCCCUGUGCUCUCCCAGAGGAGUGCCGUCUGCUGCCCCCAAUGGGUCCCCACAAGUAGUACUUAAUUUGGACACUUGAUUUUGUUCUUUUUUUUUCUGUGGUAGUAUUUGCAGUUUGUGAGCUUUUAUUUCUCCUGCUGUACAGUAGGGGGAAGGGA